UCAAUAUAUUUCAUAUAAUUUUUCAAUAUGCAGAAAUUUAUUAUUAUUAGAACUUAUAAAGAAGAAGAUAAAAUGUCUUGCAAAGAAUUACUUGAAGCUAGUGUGAUGAAUCAGCUAAAUCAUACAUUUAUUGGAUUUUUAUUAGGACUAAAUCUUAUGCGUAUAGUAAAUAUGGUAUCUAUAGUGUUCGUGUUAUUUCUCAUAUAUACAGGAGUACAUAUAGCUUAUUGUGGUAUACUUGCAUUUAUACCAGAAAUUAUAUUAUACAGUACAUUAUACGUGAAGUUUUUGUAUGAAUCUAGAAUUGUUGGAAAUGAAGUAUCUGAAAUUCCACGGAUUUACACGCUCGAUAAUUUUUCCCGUUUUUGGGUAGCGGAAGCAUAUGAAGAUUUUUCAUUACAUGAUCAGGAACAAGAUCAGCAAUAUGUAUUCAUGACAGAGGAAAACUUGGAUGAUAAUAACAUUGAUGUUUCUAAUUAUAAUAAAAAAAUUAUAGGUAUUAUGUCAUUCCGUAAAAGUAAUUGGCAACCAACACUUGGUUUUAUAAAAAGAUUUUAUGUCCAGAAAAAUUAUACAAGGAAAGGUAUAGGUAAUCGACUUAUGAAUCGAGCAGUAUUAUUUGCCGAUGAACACGGAAUUAUAUGUAUUAAAACGAUUAUUUCUGAAUUUGAUAAACAUCUUAUUAGUUUUUAUAAUACUAAAAAUUUCACUGUAAAUGUUAUACGUAAUAAAUCAUUUUUAAUAACAAUUACGCUGUAUGAAUAUAUAUUUCGAGCAAUGGAUUUUCAUUUAGAUGAGUAAAAAUUAGCGUAAUGUUCAAUCUAUUCCAAAAAAUUAAACUGGUUGUCUAAAUAUUCAAAUCAAAUUUAUGAAUAAUAUUUU
Messenger RNA from Vespa crabro (European hornet), 882 nucleotides. RefSeq lists its product as uncharacterized. Gene Ontology annotation, molecular function: N-acetyltransferase activity. The record is from RefSeq and is a predicted model, not a curated record. NCBI's taxonomy places the organism in Eukaryota, Metazoa, Arthropoda, Insecta, Hymenoptera, Vespidae. The transcript has 2 exons. The coding region runs from base 28 to 801 and encodes 257 amino acids.